AUGCGACGAUCGUGGCCGUGGGGCCUGUCCGGGCCUGCCGUGGCCCUGAUUUUCCUUGUGGUGGUGGGAUCCGUUGGUCGCAGCAGUGCCUGCGAUGGCAUCACCGAUGCUCGACUUUUUCUCGUUCCCGCUGCUGACCAUCCCGCCAAUUCAACACGACCCAUUUUCGAUGCACCCGAGUCCUAUCCGCGGUACGUGGGCUCGGCUCGGGGUGCCAACAACUACCAGGCCGUGGAUGGACAGCAGGACAGCACGCCUCGAGGCUACAUCCCGCAGGUACCCCACACAUACGCCCUCAUGGAGGCCACGUAUGGCGUCAUGAAUGAGCACGGUGUGGGCAUUGCCGAGAGCACCUGCUCCUGCAUCGACUGGUCCAAGAUCCCAUCCGCUGCCCAUCUUGUCGGCCGCGCCAAGCCGCUCAUGGCCAUUGACACCCUCUCCCGCAUUGGCUUGGAACGCGCAACCACGGCCCGUGAAACCGUGCAAAUCAUGGGGGCACUGGCCGAAGCUCAUGGCUUUUAUGGUCCCGACUCUUUUGAGGGCACCGGCGAGACCCUGCUGGUGGAGGAUGGCAACGAGAGCUUUGUUUUCCACAUUCUCGGUGACCCUACCGGGAGCUCGGCCGUCUGGGUGGCACAGCGCGUGCCAGAUGGACACGUGGCCGUCUGUGCGAACCUGUACAUUGUGCGCGAGGUGGAUCUCAACGAUCCCUCACAGUUCCUCUACUCCCAGUCCAUGGUGUCCCUGGCCCAAGAACACGGCCUUUGGACCCCAGGCACCCCCUUUGAUUUCGCCGGUAUUUACUCCGACGGCGAGUAUGCUCACAAGUACUAUUCUGGACGCCGCAUGUGGGGUGCAUACCAUCUGCUGGCCCCUAGCCUGAACCUGAACGCCUCCUACGACAAUUUGCUGCACGAUCGGCCCUACCCUUUUAGCGUGCGCCCAGAUCGGCUCCUCAAUGUGUCCGAUUUUUUCCGCGUCCACCGUUACAGCUAUGAAGACACGCCGUACAGUCUGCGCCAAGGCAUUGCUGCGGGCGCCUUUGGUACGCCCGAUCGCUACAGCGGAGGUGCUGGCGAAGCCGAGGUGCAAGGCAACUGGGAGCGGCCCAUUAGUCUCUUUCGCACCACCUAUUCACAUGUCAUUCAGAGUCACCGCGACCUGCCGGCCGCCGUGCGCGGCACGCUCUUUUUUGGGCCCCAUGCCGCUCACGGCACCUGCUACCUGCCGCUCUUCUCGGGUCAGACGGAAAUGGCCGAAGCUUAUCGCCAGGCGCGCGCCGGCAAGCUCAACCGCACAUCCGCUUUCUGGGCCUUCCGCUAUGUCGAGAACCUGGCCAACCUUCGCUUUGAUGCCAUGAUCCAGGAUAUCAAUGCUCAACAAAGGACAUAUGAGGCCGAAGGCGUGGCUCUCCGCGCCCAGCUUGUGGCUGCUGCUCAAGCCGGGCAUGUUGAUGUGGCCAAUUUGACCACCGCUAGCCUGGCCCUCACGCAGCGUGUCGUUGCAAAGUGGUGGGAACUGGCGGAUGAUUUAAUGGUCAAGUACGCUGAUGGGUGGGUCACCGUCAACCUUGGUCCCGUUGAUGCGGCCGCCCCGCCUGGCUAUCCAGCAUGGUGGCUCAAGCAAGUGGGCUAUCCAGAGGGGCCACCGCCUGUUGAUGCUGUUCACGACAACCUAGACCUGGGUCAAAAGUAG
Molecule: messenger RNA, 1695 nt
Organism: Monosiga brevicollis MX1
Lineage: Eukaryota; Choanoflagellata; Craspedida; Salpingoecidae
Exons: 2
Coding region: 1-1695 (564 amino acids)
Biological process (GO): proteolysis
Molecular function (GO): cysteine-type exopeptidase activity; dipeptidase activity
Source: RefSeq, a predicted model, not a curated record